UCGUUGGACAGUCUUGUUUUGGCUGUCGUGUAUGCUGACCAGCAGCAACUGACCCCGUCAAUUCCUAUGUUGAAAACCACCCACAUUUCGUGUUUUUUCUAUCCUCAGUUUUUUUCCUUUCAUUGAUUUCAUGUACUGAGCUUUGUGAUGAUGCGCAUGCUGCGAAUCCUCGUGUUUGCAAAAGUUAUGACAAAGCACUAGUUUUGAUAUGGCUAGCAAAUCUUAACAUGGGCACUUCGUAAGGGCUCGAAUAGGGUUUUCGAGAUUCAAGUCUAUAUCUUUUUUUAAGUCGAAGACAUUAAUUUUUGGAAGGAAGUUAAUUUUUUAUCAACUUCAGCCAACGUUCAGUUGUUUUGAUGAGGACAAUGAAUGCUUUAUUUUGAAGUGAGAAUCAAAAAUUCUUUACAGUCCUCUGGAUUUAAAAAAAAAAGCCGUCAACAAUGAAUUCAAGUGCUAAUUGGAUGUUUAUGUUCGUGUUUGUUCUCUGGUGCCUGAUACCGUUCUGUGAGAGCAAAGAUGUCUGCGAAAGGAAACUGGGUAACUGCACGGCCAUGAUGCAACCCGUACUCAAUGAAGUGCGAUACAUGUUCCCUAUCACGCAACUCGAAAUCGAAGGCAUGUGUCAGGUAUGGAGCCAUAUAAUGGACUGCGUCAGGAAAUAUGUCAUUGAUUGCUCUUCAGAGGAGCAAAGAACGAAAUUUAAUGAAGCUGUAAGCAAUUCCAUAGAUUCUGUACAUGCGAUAUGUAGCUCUGAUCGUUACAGGCGAGAUUACUUGGAAUAUGCAACCUGUUUUCGGAAAGUUUCCAUGGAUAGCUGUGGCAACCAUUUCAGAAAAAUGGUAGACAGCGCUUAUAACCCACAUUCUUUAGAAUUACAUAUAUGUUGUGCUUACAGACAAUAUGAGAAGUGCGUUUCAGAACCCACUCAGAGAAUUUGUGGACCUCAAGCUUUGCAUAUACUUGACGAUUCCAUGUCUUCGUUACGAAGCCGAUGCGAGACAAUUACGAAAUCACUGAAGCCAUCGGACAAAAUAUGUCCAGCAGAAGGCAACAACGUUCAAGAUACGCAAGAGUAUCAACCAAGACCAGCAUUGCGUCACGUGGAGCAAACAUACAAUCCAUUAACCACAUCCAGUUACCUCCUCAACAGUCGUCCAGCUCCACAAUAUACGACCCCAUCUUGGACACCACGUACUGUAAUUUACCCGCUACCAGUGACCAGACACAGUAGCAGAAUAUCUCACAACGAUGCCUGGACAAUAUCAAGUUCUGCCAUAUGCUUACUAGCGUCUCUAUUGUUUGUUUUCUGUCUUUGUUAGCGACUGGUUUCAUAUUGAUACGGGGUUAUGGAAAUAGAGGGGAGGGAAAGUGAAAGAAAGCUUUCAAUUCAUGCUGUCUUGGCUUGCGAACUCGAUUGUGCUCUAAUAAAAUGGUUA
Molecule: messenger RNA, 1436 nt
Organism: Uloborus diversus
Lineage: Eukaryota; Metazoa; Arthropoda; Arachnida; Araneae; Uloboridae
Exons: 6
Coding region: 441-1319 (292 amino acids)
Source: RefSeq, a predicted model, not a curated record